UAAUUAUUUAUUACAUAUUGAGAUACUGAAUUUUCAACUCAAAGAGAAAAUUAAAUAAUGAUAAAUUAAAAGAAAUAAAACAAGAAGAAAUUAUUAAUGUGUGCAACCAAAUAUACAAUAACACUGAUAACCUUAUCAGAAGAUAUUAAACCAGCGGUAAAUUUUAAAACAAAUAAUAAUAACGCUGACGAUUUCAAAGUUCACAAGGUUAUCGACAUCGAUCGUUCCAUUAUAUUUGCUUAUUGGUAUAUAUAAGCAAAAACACCACUAAACAACAGGAAAUUGUUACUGCUGAUUGUUAUCAUGAAUUUUUUCACAUUUAUACCUAUUUUUCUGUUUGUAAUUGAUGAUGCUGAGUGUUGGAAGAUUUUCCAUCGUGGAAGAAGUGUUGGUGGUAACCUAGGAUUACCAAGAAGGAAUAAAAAUGGUCUUUUUAAAGAUAUUUCACCUGAGAAAUGGUUUUUGCAAAACUUGGAUCAUUUCAACCCAGGAAAUAAUCAGAAAUGGAAACAGAGAUAUUUUGUAAAUAAUCAAUUUUACAAUGGUUCCGUUAAUGCUCCAAUAUUUCUAAUGAUUGGCGGUGAAGGAGAAGCUUCUGCAGAAUGGAUGACUCAAGGAACCUGGAUUGAUUAUGCUAGGAGUUUUGGGGCACUAUGUUUCCAAUUAGAACAUAGAUAUUACGGAAAAAGUCAUCCAACAGAGGAUUUAAGCACAAAAAAUUUACAGUAUUUAACAAGCCAGCAAGCUCUAGCUGAUUUAGCUUAUUUCAUUCAAGCUAUGAACAUUGAGUAUAAAUUAAACAAAGAUGUAAAAUGGAUUGUGUUUGGUGGUUCUUACCCUGGUUCAUUAGCAGCUUGGAUGAGAAUGAAAUAUCCUCAUUUGGUUCAUGGAGCUAUGUCUGCAAGUGGACCUUUAUUAGCUGAAGUUGAUUUUAAAGAAUACUUUAAAGUAGUUGAUGAAGCUUUAGAAACUCAUAGUGAAGGCUGCGUUUCUGCAGUAAAACAAGGUACCAACCAAAUAGAAAUUCUCCUUCGUCAUAUGAUCGGUCAAAGGAACAUCAAUAAAUUAUUUCAAUUAUGUGAUCCAAUAGAACAAUCAGUUUCGAAUACCAAUGAUAUUGCAAACUUCUUUGAAACACUAUCUGGAAAUUUCGCCGGAAUCGUCCAGUACAAUAAAGAUAAUCGAAUAGGAAAAUCAUCAAAAAACAACAUUACCUUAGACACAUUAUGUGAUAUAAUGGUAAAUGAUAGUAUUGGUCCUCAAAUUGAUAGAUUAGCGAGUGUUAAUCAUUUAUUAUUGAACGCUUAUGAUCAAAAAUGUUUAGAUUAUAAAUAUUCCAAAAUGAUUGAUGAAAUGAGAAAUAUUAGUUGGGAGGCUGAAUCGUCUGAAGGAGGAAGACAAUGGACUUAUCAAACCUGUACAGAAUUUGGGUUUUUCCAAACGUCAACAUAUUCACCACAAAUUUUUGGCGAUAAAUUCCCCGUCGAUUUCUUUAUACAACAAUGCGUGGACAUUUUUGGUUCAAAAUACAAUGCAACGUUUUUAAAUGACGCCGUCGAUCGAACCAAUCUUAUAUAUGGAGCUUUCGACAUCGACGUAACCAACGUUGUUUUCGUACAUGGUUCAAUUGAUCCUUGGCACGCUUUGGGGAUUAUUAAAACACGAAGUCAAGGCGCCCCAGCUAUUUACAUUGAAGGAACCGCACAUUGUGCGAAUAUGUACCCGAAAUCCGAUCAAGAUUUACCUCAAUUAACUAAUGCUCGUCAGCAAAUUGCCGAACUAAUUGAUUCUUGGUUACGUUUAUGAAAACAAGAAAGUUUUUAUUUUGCACCAUAGGAAAUAAUAUUUGGAAUGAGUCCAAAUAUAAUUACCAUAAGACAUACCGAAUUGUGCUGUGCUGUUUUGUAUUUUUGUUAAGAAUAAUAAUCUCGUAGUAUGUUAAGUGUUAAUAAGAAACAAAAUUGCUAUUAAAUGUUCAUAAAUAUAUUAAUCCAACAUAUAUUACAUUUUUGCUUAUAUAACUUAAAGAUAGUACCUUAAGAGAUAUUUUUUAUGGAAAGAACGAGAAUAAAAAAUAGAAAUUGAAAAAUUCUGUGCGAUAAAAAUAAUAUUUAAGAUGUUGAUAAGAUGUGGGUUUGCCUUUCUCAAAUGGCACUAACGAGUGGUUCUUUCCCAUCUAACAUAUUAGAUAAUUAGAUAUCAAUAGUUUACGCUAUGAAUAACUUAAACAUGAAAUAUAAGUGAAUUGAUAAUUAAAAAUUAAGUUAAA
Molecule: messenger RNA, 2269 nt
Organism: Onthophagus taurus
Lineage: Eukaryota; Metazoa; Arthropoda; Insecta; Coleoptera; Scarabaeidae
Product: putative serine protease K12H4.7
Biological process (GO): proteolysis
Molecular function (GO): dipeptidyl-peptidase activity; serine-type exopeptidase activity
Source: RefSeq, a predicted model, not a curated record